AUUUGUCAGUGUGAUGGAGAGUAAUGUGGCACAUUUUAUAAUGUUUUAACUAUCUUAUGUGAGUUUGUGGCUGUGUGUGGUGUCUGUACACUGGAGAACUUUAUUGCUCUCUCUUUGUAAAUGAGGAUAGGCUAUUGCACUAGAUUCUAUCUACAAUUUUAACAGAUAGUUGGUAAACAAAAACACCAGAGAACCCAGCAUUUUCAAAUAACAUAAAGGAGCAGAUCGUUAGGUUGCUAAUUCUUGAUCUUGCUGAUAUGAUCAUUCUCAAGGAACUGAAGUGCAGCUGUUCACGCUGGAAGAAUGUGUAACCAGAGCGUGUCGUGUCCAUUCCCUGACAAUUAUGAAGCCGUCUUAUUCCCCAUUAUCUACAGCAGUGUCUUUAUAGUUGGUUUGCCAAGUAAUCUAAUAGCUAUUGGAGUUAUUAUUCAACUAAUCAGGAAGAGAAACAUCUUGGGCAUCUACCUGGCCAACCUUUGUGCCUCGGAUCUCAUGUACAUAAUUACACUUCCUGUCUGGAUUGUCUACACCGCAAAGGAGGACUGGCUAUUUGGUACCCUCACCUGCAAAAUCGUGGGCUUUUUCUUCAAUGCCAAUCUUUAUGCAACUAUUUCCUUUCUUAGCUGUAUAGCUACAGACCGCUUUGUUGCCAUGGUUUUCCCACUCCGUUCCAGGAUCAUCCGGAGCAUGAAAACUGCUGUGGUGAUUUGUGUGACAGUUUGGCUAAUCAUUUUGGGCUCGCAUUUUUAUUUUUUAACCAGGGAUGAUGUUUUUACUUCUACCCAGAAUGUGGAACUUUGUUAUGAGAAAUAUCCCAUGGAAAGAUGGAUGGCUCAUCUGAAUUAUUUCCGAAUUUCUGUGGUUUUUCUUAUCCCAUUGUUUCUCUUGGUAUUUUCCUACUGCUCCAUAAUUAGAGUCAUCUAUCGAGCAUCCACAUUGGAAACAGAUCAGAAGAGGAAGAUAACUGGGCUGCUUAUGUCUAUGACUGCAAUAUUUGUGGUCUGCUACUUGCCAUACCAUAUAGUCCUUUUUAUACGUUCCUAUGUUAGUGACUUUGACUACUGCAACUGUUCAAUAGAGGAGAGAAUCCGCCCUGCUUAUCGUAUCUCCUUUGCUCUCACCAGUCUAAGCAGUGCCCUUGACCCUUUCCUGAAUAUCUUUGUGAGUGAAGGAGUAAAGCGGGACUUGAUAGUGGAAAUAAGGGCUCUUUGGUUUUACCUGAUAGUCCGGCGAAAAGAGAAAAGCAAAAUGAGGUGUCUUAAUGAUGUCUGUGAAGGUAAUGUUCAGAGGAACAGUGGACUCCCACACCAAACCAAAAUGCAGUCUAGGCUGUAGAUGGUUUUUGGGAGAAGAAUUUUUUUUUUUAAUGGAGAUGGGACUAUACUCCUGAAAGGCUGAUUUCAAAUUCAUUAGUGUUUCCCAAGGAAUUUAAAUCUCUUCCAGAAACAGAACAAGCAUGUGCAACCCAAACCCUGGAUCUGAUAACCACAAAGCUUCAGCUUUUAUCAACUUUUUGGCACCUUCUUAAAAAGUUAGUUUCCAUUGUUAUGGUAACUUGGAAUACUAUGGCAACAAUGGCCUUGGACCUGAAUAUGGAUGAAUAUAAUUGGAAAAUGAGGGUGGACAUAGACCCUGAAACUUUCUACUUACAAAGAGAACUGAUCCUACUGUGUGUGGAAGACUAUAUAUUAUUCAGUAAUGUAUUGGCAAUCUUAUGGAAAUAAUAAGAAUACAACAGACAAAUAGUAUUGCUGUAUAAUAAAUUGUAUUGAUAACGCUA
Molecule: messenger RNA, 1780 nt
Organism: Xenopus laevis (African clawed frog)
Lineage: Eukaryota; Metazoa; Chordata; Amphibia; Anura; Pipidae
Gene: gpr4l.2.L
Product: G-protein coupled receptor 4
Exons: 2
Coding region: 304-1335 (343 amino acids)
Source: RefSeq, a predicted model, not a curated record